AUGACAGAAGACGUUUCUCAGUCACAAACUGCCAAGAAAGUUGCUCUCUGGACCAAGCAAGCUGCUUCUGUCAUAAAGCAAUACUAUCCACGCAAAUUUGUGGCGUUUGCAACAAAAGAAGGAGUGACCAAGCACAAAAAGUUGGAAGUUAUCAAAAGAUGCGACGGAAUGAAAGUGGAAAAUACUUACCCAAAUUUCAAAAAGCUUGUGGUUCCUGAUAAAUGGAUGGCUUUCAACCCUCUCAUAUGUUCGGAUAAACGCUAUAAUUUCUCAUCGUACAGCUCAAGAAUCAAGUUACCGACACUCAAACUACGACGAUCAAAAGACAAAAUCCAAGCGCACAUGGAGAAAGCGGGUGUAGCGGUGAGCACUAGAAUGCAUGUUGCCUACAAAAAGAAAGCCGCGGAGUAG
This is a messenger RNA of Caenorhabditis remanei, 411 nucleotides long. RefSeq lists its product as uncharacterized. The transcript has 3 exons. Lineage: Eukaryota; Metazoa; Nematoda; Chromadorea; Rhabditida; Rhabditidae. The record is from RefSeq and is a predicted model, not a curated record. The coding region runs from base 1 to 411 and encodes 136 amino acids.